This is a messenger RNA of Ceratina calcarata, 3140 nucleotides long. It is a transcript of the gene LManII, whose product is annotated as Lysosomal alpha-mannosidase II. The transcript has 17 exons. Bases 63 to 3056 code for a protein of 997 amino acids. Gene Ontology annotation, cellular component: lysosome. NCBI's taxonomy places the organism in Eukaryota, Metazoa, Arthropoda, Insecta, Hymenoptera, Apidae. The record is from RefSeq and is a predicted model, not a curated record. Gene Ontology annotation, biological process: mannose metabolic process. Gene Ontology annotation, molecular function: carbohydrate binding; alpha-mannosidase activity.
AUAUCGUAGAAGUGCCUGAUUAUUUCAUUAGGUGCAACUGAAGCGCUGAAUCGGUGUCUAUCAUGUCUUGGUCCCGUGGUUUACUUCUAUCGGUGUCGUUCUUGUUCUUGUUCAAUCAUGAAGAAGCAGCGAGCGUCUGGAAGAGAGCGGCUAACACCUGCGGCUAUGAGUCAUGUCCUGCGACGGAUCCAAAGAAAUUAAAUAUUCAUUUAGUUGCUCACACUCACGACGAUGUUGGCUGGCUGAAAACGGUUGAUCAGUACUAUUUCGGAAGCCGGUCGAAGAUUCAACUAGCAGGAGUGCAGUACAUUCUAGACAGCGUCGUUCAAGCACUGCUGGCUGAUCCUGAAAGAAAGUUCAUCUACGUCGAAACUGCAUUCUUGUGGAAAUGGUGGUUGCGGCAAAACGAGAAGGUGAGGGAGGAUGUAAGGAAUUUGAUAAAUGAAGGAAGAUUGGAAAUUAUCAACGGCGGUUGGAGUAUGAACGACGAGGCAGUCACUCAUUAUCACUCUCUCGUCGAUCAAUACACCUGGGGUUUCCGACGUUUGAACGAUACGUUCGGAAGCUGCGCGAGGCCGCACAUAGGAUGGCAAAUCGAUCCCUUCGGUCAUUCAAGAGAACAGGCUUCUUUACUCGCGCAAUUAGGAUUCGACGGGAUGUUCCUUGGCCGGCUCGAUUAUCAAGACAAGAAUCACAGGCUUGCGAGUAAAACAAUGGAAUUCAUUUGGAAAGGAAGUCCAAGCUUAGGGACACGCGCGGACUUGUUCACAGUUGCCUUAUAUAAUACUUAUUCUCCACCACCUGGUUUCUGUUACGAUGUUUUAUGCAGAGACGAGCCGAUAAUCGACGAUCCCGACAGUCCAGAUUACAAUGUGAAAGAAAGGGUCGAAGCGUUACUGAAUUACGCGAAUCGUCAAGCAGCCUCGUACAAGACAAAUAACGUUAUUUUCACUAUGGGCGAAGACUUUAAUUAUCAACAGGCUGAAUUUUGGUUCAGUAACUUGGAUAAAUUGAUCAGGUACGUGAAGGAGUUGAAUGGUACCGAAGUGAACAUAUUUUAUUCUACGCCAUCGUGUUAUUUGAAAGCUGUGCACGACACGAAGCUUCAGUGGGUGACCAAGGAGGACGAUUUCUUCCCUUACGCGAGCGAUUCUCAUUCGUAUUGGACCGGAUACUUCUCCUCCAGGCCAGCGAUCAAAUUCUUUGAAAGAAUGGGAAACAACCUUCUACAGGUAUCCAAACAAUUGUCUGUGCUGAUGCAAUUAAAAGGUAGCGAGAAACAAUUAGAAUCAUUUCGGGAAGCGAUGGGCGUAAUGCAACAUCACGAUGCAGUUACUGGUACUGAGAAACAAUUAGUUGCGUACGAUUACGCUCGCUUAUUGUUUGAUAACAUGCAACAGGGAUUAAAUAUCGCUUCCGAGGGUAUUAGAAAAUGGCAAGCGAAUGGACAGACUGAAUUGGAGCAAGUGAACAUGUACUCCUGCAUGCUAACGAAUAUUAGCUCGUGCUCGUACACGGAAACCGAAGAUUUCGAACUCGUAGUUUACAAUCCCUUGAGUAGAAAUGUUGUAUCUCCCGUUCGUAUUCCCAUUACUAAACAAGACAGAGUUGUCGUGGAUAUGAGAGAUUGUUCGGAGAUCGUGUCGCAAACCGUUCCUAUUCCGACCUCCGUCCGUGCAAUACCGGGUAGAAACAGUAAUGCAACGCACGAGCUUGUAUUCCUCGCAACGUUACCGCCCUUGGGUUACAAGUCUUAUAGUAUUAAAAAAGAGCCAAAGGUAACGGAUCAAAUAGCCGUCAAAGAAAAUUCCAUCGGCAACGAGUUUUAUACGGUCACCGUCAACAAAAAUGGCCAAAUUUCUGUAGAAUGGAAGAAAGAGAAAAUGAAUUUGGUUCAAUCGUUCCAUUACUACGAGGGAAUGGAAGGCAAUAACGAAGUGGCUCAAAACAGAUCAUCGGGUGCAUACAUUUUCAGACCCAAUGGGGUGUCUGCUAGGAACUUCCAGUUACCUGGUUCUUACGAGAUUUUCAAAGGUCCGUUAGUGGAGGAGAUUCAUCAAUAUGUCGCUGGUUGGAUACACCAGGUAAUUAGAGUUUACAGAGGAAAAGAGUAUGUCGAAUUCGACUGGCUCGUUGGCCCGAUACCCGUCGAAGAUAAGAUUGGCAAAGAAGUAGUAACGAGAUAUUCUAGUAACUUGGAUUCCGCGGGACUAUUUUAUACCGAUAGUAAUGGUCGCGAAAUGUUAAAACGAAAGAGGAAUUACCGUCCAACGUGGAAUUUGAGAUUAGAGGAACCGGUGUCUGGCAAUUAUUAUCCAGUUAAUUCAAAGAUUUCUGUGAAAGAUGAAGAGAAACAGUUGAAGCUGAGCGUCUUAACUGACAGGGCUCAGGGUGGUACCAGCAUGAUUGAUGGCGAAAUCGAAAUGAUGCUCCAUAGAAGACUUUUAAAGGACGACGCGUUCGGCGUUGGCGAAGCUCUUAACGAGACUGCGUACAACGAAGGUUUAGUGAUUAGAGGUACCCAUUAUAUCAUCGGAGGAAGCAUAAAAAAUCUUGACGAACUUGCAACGAAGGAGAAAAUUUUAGCUCUUCAAACUUUGCUCCGACCUUGGCCUUUCGUUAGCCCUGCCGAAACAGAUUCUUUUAAGUGUCCACAGGACACGCGUGUUCCAGAGAAUACUGGUUUGGCUAAAUCUCUUCCACCGAACGUUCAUAUUUUGACAUUGGAACCGUGGAAAGACGAUGCUGUUUUACUAAGAUUGGAACAUAUCUUUGAAGUGGGUGAAACCGAAAGUUUAUCCGCGCCCGUGGAAGUUAAUAUUCAAGAUUUGUUCGCGAAUUUCACAAUCGCAUCCAUCGAAGAGACGACGUUAGGUGCCAAUCAAUGGUCCAAAGAUAUGAAUCGACUGAUCUGGAAAGCUGAAACGAAUGAAGUUCUUAGAGAAGAUAAGAAUCCGUCUCCUCCCGUGGAGAUUAAAGACGGCGGUGUAAACGUUCUCUUACAACCAAUGGAGAUACGAACAUUUAUAGUUAAGCUUGUACCAGUUAAGAACUAAGAUAAGAAACUGAUUUUUUUUUAUAAAAUGUAACGAACAAUAACGUUUUUAUUUUUAUGUCAAUUUUUUAAAAAUAUGUAAAAU